AUUGUACGAAAUAAUUAAGAGAAGAGAACAAAAGAAAAACCAAACACCAAAAAUUCUCAAAAUUCUCGUGAUCGAGCUCUCAAUCUCAUUGAACCCUAAGAUACCCAAAACCAAACCAGUGUCUCUGCCUCAUCUGCCUCUCUCACGCACUUGGAACUCGGCUGGCUUUCUCUUCCUCACGCCGGUGAGCCGCUGCCGGUGAGCCACACCAGAAAUUCGUGAUCGCCGUCCUCCUGCUCCCUCUCUGUGUAUCUAUUCCGCUGACUAGAAGAAAGAACCCAGGCAAGAGCACUCGUGCCUCCUUUUAUCUCUAGCAAUGAAUGUGGGUGAUCUUCACAAGGUUUGGGAAAUCAAAGCCUUGAAAAAGCCAGGGGAGGAAGAAGCAAGGAAGAUUCUUGAGAAUGUUGCCAAACAGGUCCAACCCAUUAUGCGUAACCACAAAUGGCGUGUCAAGCUUCUUACUGAGUUCUGCCCCAAAAAUCCAUCUCUUCUGCGACUGAAUGUAGGAGGAGGUAUUCAAGUAAAGUUGAGGCUUCGAAGGCCAAAUAAAGACUGGGAAUUUUUCCCCUUUUAUCAAAUUCUUGAUACCAUGCUUCAUGAGCUUUGCCACAAUGCUCAUGGCCCUCAUAAUGCCAACUUCUACAAGCUUUGGGAUGAACUUAGAAAGAAAAGAGAAGCCGUAUGAAUUCUCUUCUACCAUCUGGACCAAAGCGUCUUGGUGGAGAUAGCACAAUUAUGGUUGCGCUUAGUCCAGUACAAGCUGUUGCUAUGGUGGUGAUCUGGGUGGGGGUGAGCAUCUGGUGGCUUGGGAAAA
This is a messenger RNA of Humulus lupulus (European hop), 814 nucleotides long. Its product is annotated as DNA-dependent metalloprotease WSS1-like. Lineage: Eukaryota; Viridiplantae; Streptophyta; Magnoliopsida; Rosales; Cannabaceae. The record is from RefSeq and is a predicted model, not a curated record. The transcript has 4 exons. Bases 317 to 685 code for a protein of 122 amino acids.